Messenger RNA from Ostrea edulis (European flat oyster), 4365 nucleotides. RefSeq lists its product as uncharacterized. Gene Ontology annotation, molecular function: serine-type endopeptidase inhibitor activity. Bases 1 to 4365 code for a protein of 1454 amino acids. Lineage: Eukaryota; Metazoa; Mollusca; Bivalvia; Ostreida; Ostreidae. The transcript is spliced from 20 exons. The record is from RefSeq and is a predicted model, not a curated record.
AUGUGCGUACAACGCUGUUUAGGAUUACUUUCAUUUUUCUUCUGUGUUGCAUCCAGUUACUACCUUUGCCCUCAGAAUGUGCAGUGCCCGCCCGGAUGUACAAAAAUAGACACAAGAGGAUGUAAACUUUGCGCAUGUGGGCCUGGAAUGUUUCAUCCUGGCGGUUAUGUAGGCAUGCCCAAAGGAAUGAUGGGGGGUUUUGGUGGGUUCUUGCCGGGAUCCCUAGGAGGGGGUAGCCCAUACGGCGGCAUACAGGGAUCUAAACACGUGACUGAGCGGCCAUUGAAGGAGUGUCCCGGAACUAUGUUAUGCAUGAUGACCUGUAAAGGUCACUAUACACUCGGUGACGUAGCCAGCAAUGGCUGUCGAUCAUGCACGUGCCCAACCCACCACGAGACAACAUCUAAUGUUGUACAUGUAGUACACGUGCAGACAGCUAGUCAUUCCACUCCUCAUCACGACUGCGCGGGCACUAAACUUUGUAUGAUGACUUGCCGCACAACAUAUAUGCUGGGAGAAAGGGGUUCUGAUGGGUGCCAGUCUUGUACAUGCUUACCAGCACCAACUGAGGCCCCUAAACCAGCACCCACCAAGUCAUGCAUGUCCACUGUGUUGUGUAUGCUCUCUUGUAAGACUGGGUAUUCUCUCGGAGCAACCGGAAGCGACGGCUGUCAGACAUGCACGUGUGUUGCACCACCCACACAACCUCCCACAACUCCGGCACCCAAGGUAUUGACUUGUUCCCACACCAUCCAAUGUAUGCUGAACUGCAAACAAGGAUACACUCUCGGAAACACAGGAACUGAUGGCUGUCCCCAAUGCGCUUGCGUUGUCCCAACCAAGGUCAUCGAGGUAUUAACCUGUUCAAAGAACAUUGAGUGUAACUCUGGAUGUGGUGCGGGAUAUAAAUGCGGACAUGACGGUUGUCCAACAUGUGAAUGCAUAAAACCAGCAACUGUCGGGUUGACGGUCGUGGAGAUUGUGAAACAGCCAGUGCGUUGUACCACAGCAUUUUCGUGUCCUGCCUCGUGUGAACUCGGAUACAAAUGUGGAGAUGAUGGCUGUCCCACGUGCCAGUGUUUAGUCGCUGUAACAACGGAUGCCAAAAUUGUAGUCCCACACAAAACAGUUGAACCAUGCCAUGAUUGUGAUGGUGGGGUACCUGUCCCGCAGCCAGUCCAGGUAGAUCAUUGCAAAGAUUGUGACACGGGCCACGAACAGGUUUUACCGCAUGUCACCACCGGAGAAACUUGUCAUGAUGGUUGUGAUAACCAUGGAAAUACCCAGCUAUCUGGUGGAAUCGGCCAAUUUACACCUGGUGGUUCAGGAGGAAUGCCCUCGAGUUCCAUACCAGGAUCCACUACUGGAAACGGAGGGGGCAUGACAUCACCAUUUCAGCCAGGAAGUUCUGGUCCUGGAGUGUCCUCUCAUAAUCCGAAUGGUGGAUCCAGUUCGGGAAAUGCAAAUGGUUCUGGGAUGCCUUCUCCAUUUAACCCGAAUGGAGGUGGUGGUGGAACUUCCAACGGGCCUGGUAUACCAUCUCCAUUUAAUUCCAACACAAAUGGAGGUACAUCAGGAGGUGGUGGAUCUUCAAGCGGAUCAGGUAUGCCUUCUCCAUUCAAUCCAACUACAAACAGCGGAUCUGCAAGCGGAUCAGGAAUCGGAUCAGGAAUGUCUUCUUCAUUUAAUCCGACUACUAACGGCGGAUCUGCAAGUGGAUCAGGUAUGCCCUCCCCAUUUAAUCCAGCUACAAACAGUGGAUCAGCAAGCGGAUCUGGUAUGGUUUCUCCUUUCAAUCCGACUUCUAACGGAGGUGCAAGUGUUUCAGGAAACGGACAUGGAUCAGGAUUGCCAUCUCCUUUUAACCCAGGGACAAACGGAGGUGGGACAUCAUCAUCAUCUGGAUUGCUUGGAACUUCUGGUUCUUCGUCACAAACGUCGGGACAAAAUCCUCUUUUGCCUCAAUUUUUGCAAGGAAAUAGCGGAAUGGAAGCCCAUCAAACGAUAGCUGGUCUUGGAACCAAACCAGGAAAUGUUAAUUUCAAUGCAGGAACUAUGGGUGGAAGUCUUCACCAAAUCAACACGGAACAGUCGAUAGGUCAUCCAGUGGACACUAGUCAGUAUAAUGGACAACAGACGGGAAUUCUAGCUACAAACACAAAUGGACAAUCAAACGCACAACCUGGAGGAAAUUUCUCCAAUCCAUUCACGGCUUCUGGAAAUGGUGCAUUUACAAAUGAUGGAUUUAAGCCAAGCCCUUUCAUGCAAGCAGCAGGGCAAAAUGGUGGGAAAGGGCCUUUUGCGGGGUCUAUGAAUUCUGGAAAUGGGACUUCAGCGGGACCUUUCUCGGCAGUGGGUGGAAACGUUAAUGCAGGUUUUUCAGAAAAUACUCUCCCAAAUCCUUUCCAAGCUACUAGCGGAACAGGGGGAAAUACAGCAGGGAAUGGAGCGGCGACGAGUGGAUUCGGACAAGGAACAAAUCCUUUCCAAGCUACUAGCGGAACAGGGGGAAAUACAGCAGGGAAUGGAGCGGCGACGAGUGGAUUCGGACAAGGAACAAAUCCUUUUCAAGCUACUAGCGGAACAGGGGGAAAUACAGCAGGGAAUGGAGCGGCGACAAGUGGAUUCGGACAAGGAACAAAUCCUUUCCAAGCUACAGGGUCAGGUGGGGGUCAUCAACCUUCAUUUGGCGGAUCAAGUGGAAUGACUGCAACCGGGACAAGUAGUGGGGGUUCAGCUGGUGGAGCUAACAAACCUAAUGUUGGAGGAGCUGGAGGAUUCAAUCCAUCCCAAGGAAAUGGGGUUGGAAGUUCUGUAGGAGGAAAUAAACCUUAUGGUUUCGGAGGCGGGUCAGGAGGAGGAAUGGGUGGUGGUUCCCCUAUGGGCGGUGGAGGAAACUUCCACGCACCGACUGGAUAUGGUGGGGCAACUGGAGGUGGCCCAAUGAUGGGUGGCAGUGCUGGGGGUAACCCAAUGGCUGGAUCUACCAAUAGUGGCACCGGAAGUAAAAUAGAUGUACAGUACGUCAUGAAGAAAUGUCCAAACACCAUGCACUGCAUGACCACAUGCCCCCAGGGAUACCGUCUCGGAGGUGAAGGAAAGGACGGAUGUCCACUUUGUACCUGUUUGGGGAAGCAAGGGGAAGUAAUGCAGGGUUUGCCCCACCAAAACACCCUACAAGGUCUUGGUAAUCUCCAGAAAGGGAAGAAGACGGGAAAGCAAACUGAACAGAUUGAAAAUGUGUCCAUUUUAUGUCCGCCAUCAUUCGCUUGCCCAAUCACUUGUCUUCAUGGAUACGUUACAGACUAUCAUGGCUGUCCUUCGUGUUCAUGUCACGUGAUUCCAGAAUCUGCAUCUUCCUCCCCUGCCUCCAUUGAAUGUGAGGGCCACUUCAGCUGCCCCCAAAAAUGCCAUUCUGCUUACGUCAGCGGAAGUGAUGGAUGUCCACAGUGUGACUGCGUGCCGGUUGCAAAGCCGAAACCUAAACCCCAACCGACACAUAUUGACGCCCACGCUAUAUUAGCACAUUGUCCAACCACCAUGAACUGUAUGACGUCAUGCAAGGAGGGAUACACACUGGGUGGAACUGAUGCUCAUGGAUGUCCCAGUUGCACAUGUGCAAAGAUACAGAAAACUGACAACUGCCACACUGGAUGUGAUAAACCUACCACAGCAGUCGCAGUCAAAACAUGUGAUGCAACAAUAACAUGUAUGACGUCAUGCGAACACGGAUAUACACUAGGAGACAAAGGUCACGAUGGUUGUCCCGCCUGUAGAUGUGAGCAGAAAUGUACCACAUGUGAGACUCAUCCAAUCGUCAUUCAGAAAGUAGACGAAUGUAAAAGUGGAUGUGAACAGAAACCCGUGGUAGUUGUACAGAAAACCCACGAGUGUACGGAAAACUGCCACCAGAACACAGGAACAUACGUAGCAGUCGGUGGAUCUAGUGGUGGAACUUCCGGUGGAUCUACUGGUGGCGGACUUGGUGGAGGCGCUGCCGGUGGUUUCUCGGCAGGGAGUGGUGGUAUGGCGGCCGGCGGGAUGGCCGGUGGUAUGGCGGCCGGCGGAAGUGGUGGUGGUGCUGAAUGUAGACCGCUUCCUCCGAAUUGUCACCCUCACUGUAUAAAAUAUGACGUAGCUCAUUGUCGAAAGUGCAUGUGUGAAAGUGAAAAUAUAUUUUAUAUUUGCAAAUCAAUGCACACAGAUCACAUAAUUCUUUUUUACUGUUACGAAGUAAUCAAGAAUGCCCUGACCUACUUCAAGAUCACCUCAAUGCCCACAAUUCCAAAGAGCGCAAGCGCAUUUGAAGUUCUUCGUAUCAGGAGAUGGCAGAGAGGUCGACCUGUUUUCAAAGUCAGUUCAUAG